Melitaea cinxia (Glanville fritillary) is the source of this 1103-nucleotide messenger RNA. It is a transcript of the gene Mettl2, whose product is annotated as methyltransferase-like protein. The coding region runs from base 79 to 1050 and encodes 323 amino acids. Gene Ontology annotation, molecular function: tRNA (cytidine-N3)-methyltransferase activity. The record is from RefSeq and is a predicted model, not a curated record. NCBI's taxonomy places the organism in Eukaryota, Metazoa, Arthropoda, Insecta, Lepidoptera, Nymphalidae. The transcript is spliced from 5 exons.
GUGUUUUGUUGAGCUUAAAUAUCUAUUUCCGUUUUUAAUUUUUAUAUUAAUCUUUUAAAAUAAACUAUAAAAAAAUUGAUGGAAGAUACAAGUAGGAGACCACAAUUUGGUAAUAGAUUGCUUGAAAAUGUGGAUGAGGUCUUCAAACACAAUGCUUGGGAUAAUGUACAAUGGGAUGCCAACCAAGAAAAAGCAGCUGCAGAGAAAGUUGAACAGAACUCUGUAGUGACAUUUUCUGAGCACCACUUAAAGGAUUUGGAAGAAAAUGCUGAUAAACAUUGGGAUGCAUUCUAUGACAUACAUCAAAAUAGGUUUUUUAAAGAUCGCCACUGGCUAUUUACUGAGUUUCCCGAGCUAGCCCCCGAUUACAAUGCAGCCCCAGUUAGAGUAUUUCCAGGCACUGAAACUAGUGGAGGAACAGCUACACAUAAAAAUGAUGAGAAAAAAAAUCAUGAUUUUAAAAAUUGUAAGCGCUACAUUUUCGAAAUUGGGUGUGGAGUGGGAAAUACUAUAUUUCCAAUACUGCAGUACAGCCAAGACCCAAAUUUAUUUAUUUAUGGUUGUGAUUUUUCAUCAAAGGCUAUAGAAAUUAUGAAACAGAAUGAAUUAUACGACACAAAGAGAUGUGAAGUUUUUGUAUUGGAUGCUACUUCCAAAGAUUGGCAAGUUCCGUUCUCAGAGAACUCGCUAGAUAUUAUUGUUUUAAUUUUUGUACUGUCUGCAAUAGAACCUUCUAAGAUGACAAAUGUUGUUAAACAUAUUUACAAAUAUCUACGACCAGGAGGCCUUAUUGUUUUUCGAGACUAUGGACGAUAUGACUUAGCACAAUUAAGAUUCAAAAAGGGACGUUGUAUUUCAGACAAUUUUUAUGCACGAGGAGACAAAACUAUGGUUUAUUUUUUUACACAAGAAGAAAUUUCAAAGCUUUUUACAAAUGAAGGAUUUGUAGAGGAACAAAACUUAAUAGAUAGAAGACUUCAAGUAAACAGAGGCAAGAUGUUGACAAUGUACAGAGUCUGGAUACAAGCAAAAUAUCGAAAACCUUUAUAACAUUUAAGCUCAAUGUUAAUCAUUAUUAUAAUAUACGUAGUUAACAAAAAAUA